UGCACAAGAGGUCAGCUUUGGUUUUCAAGAUGGCGGCGCUCAAUGUGCUGGUUUUCGGUUGCGGAAGGCUGCUCCGAGGGCUCCUGGCAGGCCCGGCCGCGAGCAUCUGGGCUCGGCCUCCAACUCGCGGGUUCAGGGAAGUGGUGGAGGUCCAAGAAGGGAAGACGACCAUGAUUGAAGGCCGAAUCACAGGGACUCCCAGGGAAAGUCCAGAUCCCCCCAACCCCUCCGGCCAGUGCCCCAUCUGCCGCUGGAACCUGAAACACAAGUAUAACUACGAGGAUGUUCUGCUGCUCAGUCAGUUUAUCCGGCCACACGGGGGCAUGCUGCCCCGAAGGGUCACAGGCCUGUGCCAGGAAGAGCACCAAAAGAUUGAGGAGUGUGUGAAGAUGGCCCACCGAGCAGGUCUGCUCCCAAAUCACAGGCCUAAGCUUCCCGAAGGAUUUGUUCCAAAGAGCAAACCCCGACUCAACAGCAGCACCCCCCUCCUUCAGCCUCUCCCACUGCCACUGGAAUUGCGCUCUAUGGUUAAAGCAGAGCAAGAUACCCCACCCCCAGCACCUAGGCUGAUCCCCAACAGAACCAUGGAGGAUGAGAGGCCAGGCAGAUACCAGCCAUGGAUUGCUGGGCUGGGGGUGCAGGGCCAGAGCCGGGUCUUCACUGACGCCUCGCCAGCACCCUGGCCCGUCUCCACCUGCACCUCCCACACUGCUAACUGGGCCAUCUGCCAGCAGCCCCGGGGGAACGGGACAUAUUAACCUCUUCCUGUCUUUCCCAAAUGUGCCGUGGACCAUUUGGGGGUUGAGCCCACCCCCACCCUCCCUUGUUAAGAGACAGCAGCAGGCCUGAGGACACAGUCCUUCCUGCCCUCGGGCCUUUGAAGCAAAGCCAGGCUCCCUCCCAUAUAUCCGGUGUCCUUUAACGUGACACGGGAUUGAUGACGUGUGGGGGCUCUUGGGUUGCAAGAGGCCAUCCUGGGGAGGAGAGAGACUCCUGGCUACAAGGAGGUCGAUUCCUUACAAGGGACUUUAGGAUUCCAUCCAGAGGUCCUUAAGCUGCCAUGCACUGGCCCAGGCUCUGCCAGGCCCCGGGGAGCCAUGCAUCCUCCUUCCCUGCCCCUUCAGGAGAGGUAGGGGGACGGAGCUCGAUUAGAAAGGAGCCUUGGUUCUUCUUAGAGCCGGAGUGUUCCCAGAGAACCGACCGGAGGCCCCCAGCCCCCUCCCCCACCAGCUGGCUGCUCCUUGUGGCACAAGCAUCUGGCCCAGGGCCAGCUGGGGUCUCUCCAGGGUGGGAGAGGCAGGGGGACUUUAGGGCAGCAACUCUGGAGAGCCUGGUGAGCCUUGGGAUCUUCUGCAGUCUUCAAACCCAAGAAGCACCCCUGUGGGGGAGCCUGCUCCCACACCCCGCCUCUUCAGCCACUCCGUCUGAUGCCUGGGAGAUGCCAGCACAGGGGCCUGCCAGGUCCCAGCACUACCACAGGCCGGGGCCUCUGUGCAGUGGGUCCCUGGGGCCGGCCCACUGCACAGAGGCCUCCCUGCUGGGGCGAUGACAGCCACCGUGGAUGUGGGGAAGUCCUCUCUUGCUUGCCCACCUCGCACGUGGCAUGGAUGUCAACACGCCCCACAGCUUUUACUUCCUCUCAGAGCUCAGAGCAGAAGACAGAGGUCCAGGGGAGCUCAGUUGGAAUGUAUAAAUCAGCAGUCCUUUUUUCACUCGUAUCUGAAAACUCUCCACCAUGGUUAUUCAUUUUCUUUCAUUAAAACCUCUCAUUUGAGGGUCUCUAGAGGCGGCUGGGUUGAGCCCUAACCUAGUGUGGAAGCAGGGGAGGAUCCUGGCCUUUGCCAUGGCUGAGCUUUCAGGACGAAGGGUGGGCCUCUGUGGACAGGAUCCAGGUUUCGUUCUGGACGGAGUAAACCCCAGUCCCAGCCGGCAUGAGCCACUUUUCCAGGAACUGUCAGGGCCCUGCCAUCCCCAAAGGAGGCCAGAGGACUGUGGGCGGCAGCCACCUUCCCCCCACCUCCCCUACUUACAGGAACCUUCCUGAACUAGGUCUGCACCCAUGGGCCCUCACCCUUGGCCCCCAUCUUGGGGCGGGUAAGGGGCCGGGAUCCUGCACCAGUCAUGCCCGCCCAGGCUUGUUCCCUGCGGGCUGGGGUGGCAGAGCCAGCCAAGUGGGGAAAAGGGAAGGAUUCCUCCAGGCCCUUACAUCAGCCUCUCCUCUCCCCACGACCGGGCCAGAGAGGGAUGAUCUGCUCUCUGAGCAGCCUCUUCCUCCGCCUCCUCCCCCAGCAGAUACAAACAUUGACGACUCAUGAAGAUCAAGGGAGCACGUGGCCUUGGGCUGCCUGACCCUGGCCACACACGCCUGCAGCAGCAGGAGCCCAGCCCAUCUGUUUACAGCACACUCGGCAGUUGCUCCCAGGAAAAGCCCCUUCUCCUCAAGAAGGGAAAACUGGUGAAAGGGUUUGGUUGGCCAAGCAUGGCUUGGGCCCGAGGAGGCCGUGCCCACGGUCCCAGCCGCAGCAUGGGCUGCCAGCCCUCACAGCUGCCUCCCCACUUCCCUCCACAGGUACCUGACCCGCUGGUCUCCCCGCUCCGUCAAGCCCAUCUACAACAAAGGCCACCGCUGGAACAAGGUGCGCAUGGCUGUGGGGUCCCCCCUCCUGAAGGACAACAUCUGCUACUCGAGCAGGCCUUUGGUGCUGUAUCACU
This is a messenger RNA of Hippopotamus amphibius kiboko, 2712 nucleotides long. It is a transcript of the gene MRPS18A, whose product is annotated as mitochondrial ribosomal protein S18A. Gene Ontology annotation, molecular function: small ribosomal subunit rRNA binding; structural constituent of ribosome. Gene Ontology annotation, cellular component: mitochondrial small ribosomal subunit; ribosome. Bases 30 to 758 code for a protein of 242 amino acids. The transcript has 6 exons. Gene Ontology annotation, biological process: mitochondrial translation. The record is from RefSeq and is a predicted model, not a curated record. NCBI's taxonomy places the organism in Eukaryota, Metazoa, Chordata, Mammalia, Artiodactyla, Hippopotamidae.